AUGGCCAAGCGGAUUGCAGAUAAAGAGCUGACCGACAGAAACUGGGAUCAGGAAGAAGUGGGAGAAGAGGCUGGAACCUUCUCUCUGGCAAGUGAUGAUGUUUUAAAGAACCGUCCCAUUAAAAAAGCAAAGCGCAGAAAUGCUGGGUCAGAUGCUGAUGGAGGUUCCUUCAAAGGUUUUAAAGGAUUCUCACUGAUGCCAUCAACAACAAGUGCCGGCUCAAGUACUUUUUCAAGUUUUGGAAAUGGCAGCAGUUUCAAAGGUUUUGGAAGUUUGAGCAAUGGAAAUGUCACUCCUUCUUUUGGAACAUUCACAGCACCUCCCACAUCCACGGCUACAACUGCAUUCAAUGGCUCCAUCUCCUCUAGUGUCACAGUUGACAUCUCCACAAAACAGACCAAUGGCACUGCCCUGAGCCAAGUUCAAACCUCCUGCACGAGCACCAGUAAUAAGGAGUACAGUCGGCAGCUCACUGCACUUAACUGCUCUGUACGGGACUGGAUCACCAAGCAUGUCAAUGACAACCCAUUGUGUGACCUGAACCCCAUCUUUAAGGAUUAUGAGCAACACCUGACGAGCAUCGAAAAGAAGUAUGGUGCCGGAGUGGCCAAUGUAGGCUCAGGAGAUAAGCCAGUUAUCUCAGAAGAAUCAGCUGCUCCACCAGCGGCUUCCAUCAGCACCCCAACACCGGCUCUGUUCUCGUUUGGGAAAGGGACCAAUGAGUCAACUCAAACUAAAACUACAACGGUUCCCGCUGGUGUUACUUUUAACUUUGGCCAGAAGGUCGACAGUACAGUUUUGAGUUCGUUUGGAUCCAAGUCCACUGCUCCCAGUUUCUCAUUCUCCUCCAGCAGUACGUCAACACAGAGCCCCCUCUUUGGAGCAGCCAACUCUGAACCAACAUUGUCCUUUGCUACACCAAAAAGUGACAUGACACCACAAAUGGGUGAAACCGGAGACGAGGAAACUGAAGAGCCACCAAAACCUGAGGUCAAGGAAGUGAAGGAGGAAGACGCUUUUUAUUCAAAAAAGUGUAAACUUUUCUACAAAAAGGAUUCUGAAUUUAAAGAAAAAGGAGUUGGAACCUUGCACUUGAAACAAAGUGGUGAAGACAAAACUCAGAUGAUAAUUCGUGCUGACACCAAUCUUGGAAACAUACUACUGAACAUAAUUCUACAGUCAUCUCUACCAUGCUCUAGAGUUGGAAAGAACAAUGUCAUGCUUAAGUGUGGUACUUCCUGCGCUGACCCGGAAGCUCUUGUUCGGACACGCCGCCUCCGUGUCGUGUGCGUGAGUCCACACCACACACCUUGCCAUCAAACAAACGAAUUAGAUGAAAUACAAAGGCCCCUGACGUGUAUAUGUUUCAUUAAGAUGAGAGAUCUUCCUGUAUCGCCUGAAGUGAGGAGCAAAUUUGCCGCAGACCACAGCUAA
Knipowitschia caucasica is the source of this 1434-nucleotide messenger RNA. Lineage: Eukaryota; Metazoa; Chordata; Actinopteri; Gobiiformes; Gobiidae. The record is from the annotation of a GenBank genome assembly.